CAGUAGAAACACUCAAUCCCUUCCCCGCGGUCCUGGCGAUGUUGGUACACAGGUUACAGUAUGCACACGACGCACAGUUGACGCAUCGUAACAGUUACGACGCUCGUACAACUUUCGUUUUCCGCGAGUCGGGGCUCUAUCGAUCCGUUCGAUAGACAAACGCCGCCGAUUGCGAAUUACACUUCGAGGUUAACCGGGCCCUUCUGCCAACCACCGAGAUGGGGGUGAUAUUUCUCGAGCACAUCGGCGGCACCCGCCUCUUCUCCUGCGCCUCCUGCGACACCAACCUCACCAACAGGGGACAGCUGAUAAGCACACGCUUCACGGGUGCUACGGGACGCGCAUUUCUCUUCAAUAAAGUCGUCAAUCUGAAUUACAGUGAGGUACAGGACAGAGUGAUGCUGACUGGUCGUCAUAUGGUUCGAGAUGUCAGCUGCAAAAACUGUGACGCAAAACUCGGAUGGGUGUAUGAAUUUGCAACGGACGAGAAUCAACGGUACAAGGAAGGGCGCGUUAUCCUGGAACGAGCUCUCGUCACAGAGAGCGAUGGGUUGAGCGAGAAUAUUUAAUAUUUAAUAUCAAGUAGAGUGUUUAAUAUAUUAAAAAAUAACUAA
Messenger RNA from Dinoponera quadriceps, 614 nucleotides. It is a transcript of the gene Yippee, whose product is annotated as protein yippee-like 5. The coding region runs from base 219 to 569 and encodes 116 amino acids. Lineage: Eukaryota; Metazoa; Arthropoda; Insecta; Hymenoptera; Formicidae. The transcript has 2 exons. The record is from RefSeq and is a predicted model, not a curated record.